Molecule: messenger RNA, 2055 nt
Organism: Oreochromis niloticus (Nile tilapia)
Lineage: Eukaryota; Metazoa; Chordata; Actinopteri; Cichliformes; Cichlidae
Gene: svbp
Product: small vasohibin binding protein
Exons: 3
Coding region: 168-368 (66 amino acids)
Biological process (GO): negative regulation of protein ubiquitination; protein secretion
Cellular component (GO): apical part of cell
Source: RefSeq, a predicted model, not a curated record
GCCGGAACCUUCCACAAAUGCCCGCAGACGAAACACGGACUUGUUUGUUGGUAGCACUAGUAGGUAGCUGCAGUCAGUUUACUAGCUGAUUAAGGGUGGUCAUAGCACGUUAUAUCGCCUUUUCUACUUGUUGUCUUUACUUUGUCAGCUGUAGGUCGACCAUCACCAUGGAGCCUGCGUGUCGUAAAGACAAACCAAAGCUGAACUCAACCCCGACCAGAGGAGACAGAGCCAAGCAGAAGUCUGCACAGCAAGAGCUCAAACAGCGGCAGAGAGCAGAGAUCUAUGCUUUGAACAAGGUGAUGACAGAGUUGGAGCAGCAGCAGUUUGAGGCCUUUUGUAAACAGAUGCAGUCACAAGGAGAAUGAUGCUCUGUCCUCCCUGUUUUACACACCCUCCAAAAACACCAUGGAGAGAGAGAGAGACACACACACACACACACACACAGAGACUGCUCUCUUAUAUUCAGCUGCAUCUCUGUUGCUGCCACCUGCUGGAAACGAUUUCAAAAGUAUUUGUUUCUGGUGUUGAAUCAGGCAACAUGUGACAUUUAACAGACUCCAGUUCCUGGCCCUGCAGCAUGCUUGAAAAUGCCACACAUUAGUUGUUGUAAGCUGAUGUUGAGGCGCAUAAGGUUACUGAUAUUUCCUUUCCCUGAGGUGUGCAUGUGAAAGGUGUCCAGGUCAAACAUACAUAGUGAUAUUUUUACAGCAUUUCAGAGUUAAAAUCGAUUUUUCAGCGGAAAAGUUUGACAGUUCAACUAGCAGGUCGAGUGUGUGUAUGUAGGGUCCCAUACAUAACCUGUAUUUCAGGUCUCAGAACAAGGAACUACAAAUACUGCAAAUAUUUUACCUGCUUUCUUAACCCAGGAAGUCUCUCAGCCAACUCAGUCUCUCAGGAAAUGGGUUUAAGGCUGAUAUCCCUGAGAGGAGAGGUGUUUUUGGACCUCUCCUCUAACAACUCAUUGUCACUUUGCAACAGUGAGUUGUUAAAGAGCCUGUUUUGACAGAGUGCUUUAUUUUUAACUUCUUAAUAUUUAAAGCUUGCUGCAGGCAUUAAAAUACCAUAAUAAUGAGGAAAAAUCACAGCUUUGCUGAAGAAAUCAUCAGUUUUGGAACAGCUCCAGUCAUAAACAUUGCUAGUCUCUAUAUUAUGCUCUCCUGACUUGUUGUCACCUGCCUACGUUUUUAUUAGGAGUAUUUUAAUAUCCUGACACCUGGGCCCUGUGCUUCUGUUUGGUUUUGCUGCAUCAUGUUGGGUUGAACUCUGCACUGUCUUUCUUUAUUAAUUAGUUUAAAAUGCUAUUGUGUAAACACGAAUUCUGGUCCAUCAAAUGGGCGACAUGAGGUUACAGCAGAGACUGAUCCAGAAUGCUAUCACUCCUCCACUCCACUGUGUUUUUCAGCCAGUACCUUACAGUGAUGUCUCAUUCUGACCCAAUCACAGACUGUGGAAUGUCACAUUUUUAUGUCCGACUGCAAGUGAAGUCUGUUCUAUCUGUCAGUGUGAUUUCCAGUCUGUCCAUUAGUUAUCAGGAUGAAUGCUAUGGAUGAAUUUGCCAUUGUAUGUGAAUUUUGGCCCAGCUUUGAGAUGAAGAACUGUUUCAGCUGAUGUGGAUUCACGUACCUUUGGAAGCCUUCUUUACCAUUACUACAUGUGUAGUGUCAUACAUUCUUAAAUAUAUAGCCUGUUGUAUAAGAACAGCUGUCCUGGUGUUCUGAAGAGAAUAUCACAAACUAAUUCAGAUGCACACAUCCUUCUGGAUUCAGGGACUUCUAGGUGGAGGUAGCGGAGGUGCAGACUGGUGGAAGUCUUGGAGAAACCAAGUUUUUCGGUCCAUGUUAGCACUUCAGAUUUUGUCUGAAAGUUUUCAUUCUCUUACCAGCAUAAUGCAGCACUACACUCCGCUCUGGCCAUGAGGCUGUUUUUCAGUGAUUCAUGAACACAAACUAAUAGUAACUUUAAAAUCCAUUGUCCUUAAUAUCUGUGUGUUACCAGAGCUCAUAUAGACUCGUCUGAGUCUCACUGAUCUGUACAUGAGCUACUCCUGCAUGU